CCUGAAAACUGCAGCUGAUUUGAUUUCAUGAGAUUUUUUAUCUCUCAUUAACCACUUGUCAGAUUUAUGUUUCAUCUUUUCUACUAUGACAUUCAAAUAAUUUAGUUUUUCAAAUUGUAACACCGAGAUAAGUCACUAUAAUUUUUGAUAUACUGACAAGGAUCUAAGUUGUUAUUAAUGAGAAAAGUUUACAUUUUAUGUUUAGACAACCCAGAUAAAAACAAUUAAGCAUAAUUUAGCUUAUAAGAACACAGUAUAUGGCGUACUGCUUGGCAGUUUUGGCUUUAUUUCAUCCACCUGCCUGGUUUGCCAGGAGAACAGACCAUCUCCCACUAAUGUUUUGAAAGUGUACAGAUACAGUAACAGAUGGAAACAUAUUGUGGUGAGAUCAAAUAUAUUUUCAUGUUUAUAUAAAACCCUGAACUCCAUGUUAUCCCUAGAGUCCUCAAUAGGUGGCGGUAACACCCUGGUUGGUGGCAAAUUCAGCUAAAGUAGAAGAAGAAGAAAAUCGUCUUCUCGCGGGAUUUCACUUGAAAAUAACGCGGGACAGUGUGAGGAAUAAAUCCGUUGAGUUCGAAAGUGUCAACAUGCAGUCAACGGAGGGUAACACAUGUUUAACUAGAUACAACUUGUACUAAAUGACGCUGUCCUCAGCUUAGCGCCGGUUUUGGUACUUGCCUGAUAUAUAAAAACGCAGUUUAACACGGUAACCAUUACUGUUAACCGUUGGCAAACGUUUGUUAGCUACCACCAGCUAACCAGCUGACCCCUCCUAGCUCGGUUUCUAAAUGGAUCCUACGGAGGAUUUGUCUGCUCGGGUCCUGCUGAAACACAUCCUCAGCACCGAGACACCCAGGACUCCCAUCACCCGCAGUUCCUCCAAUGCACAGACUACCAGCGUGACCAGGAGCAGCAAAAGACAGAGCAAGAAAGAUGCUGGUCCCCAAACCCCACAGGACUUCCUCAGACGAAGCCUGAGACAUAAAAUACGCGAGAGUAUAACCAGGCAAUCCCUGCCCUCUGCUCAUAAGAGGGCCGCCUCUGUCGGGCUCAGAAAGAUGAACACACCAGCCCCAACCUCACUACUGUUUGAUGAUGGAGAAACACCGAGGCACAUGCUCAUGAACAUCCUGCGAACAGAGCCUGUGAAGUCUCCUGUGGUUCACGAGAAAGGUGCAUCAGAAGAGCCGCAACCAUCUUCAGCAGACUCCAGCAUUACUAGGAAGUGUCCGAGUAUUGAGCUGUCAGGGUUGGAUCUGCCUGAUAUAACUAUUGGCAACGCAGCGAGUACCGCAAAGGGACUGAGCAGAAAGAGACCACGUCGGAGUCUGAAUGUAACAGCUUUUGAAAAGCGUCUUAAAGAUGGAGAAGAUGAUGAGGAGGAAAGUGAAGAGUCAAUAGGCGAUCAUUCAUCACUUUCUUUGUCAAGUUCCACUUCUCUGAGUCUAAAAACACCAUUUGUGGAUGUUCGUACCGAGAAAAGGGUCCUGCUGAGAAGAAUUUCUAACCGUCGAAAAAUCACAGUGGAAGAAUUUGGGGCUGCUGUAAACAAAAGGCAGAUGGGAGGAGUGAGCAGCUUUGUGCAGGGGGAGCGAGGUCUCAGUGAGACCGCCGACUCUGAGGGCUUCACUUUGGGCUUAAGCAAACUCGGUGAACCUGAUAUCACGACUGAUAUCCUCCACUGUAACACGGCUCUCUACGCCCAGCCAGAUGCCAUGACCUCCAGCUUUUCCAUCAUUGCAACUCAGGACAAACCAACGGCGAUGGUGUCUCAGCUUCAGAGACAGAUGGAGCAGGAGGAGCUGAUGGAGGCGGAGCACAGCAACCUGGGGAAAGAGAAAUCAAUAUAUGCAUUCCCAACUGAAGAGGGGGCUCAACCUCAGAAUGAGGAAGAGCAAGAUAUAGCUGAAUCCCAGAGUAGUGUAAAGGAUGAUACAACCGAGUCUGAGGAAGAGGAGAACAGAGUGGAAGCUGAAACAGGUGGAGGUGACUAUCAAACCAAAGAACAAGGUGCUGCGGAUUCUCACACUGAAGAGGAUGUUGCUACCGGGUCUCAGUCUGAGGAAGAGGAGGCUGCAGCAGACUCUCAAACAGAAGAAGAAGUUGCAGUUGUAUUUCAAACUGAAGACGAGGGUGCAGGUGAAUCUCAAACGGAAGAAGAAGGUGGAGUUGACUCUCAAACUGAAGAAGAACAUGGUGGAGUUGAUUCCCGGCAUGAAGAGGAUAUUGCAGCCAGGUCUCAGUCUGAGGAAGAGGAGGCUGCAGCAGACUCUCAAACUGAUGAAGACGGUGCAGUUGAAUCUCAAACUGAAGAAGAACAACGUGCCGUGGAUUCUCACACUGAAGAGGAUGUUGCUUCCAGGUCUCAAUCUGAGGAAGAGGAGGCUGCAGCAGACUCUCAAACAGAAGAAGAAGUUGCAGUUGACUCUCAAACCGAAGAAGAACAAGGUGUAGUUGAUUCCCAGCAUGAAGAGGAUGUUGAAGCCAGGUCUCAGUCGGAGGAAGAGGAUUUUGCACCUGACUCUCAAAAGGAAGAAGGAGAAGAAGAAGAUGCAGUUGACUCCCAAAUCGAAGAAGAUGGUGCUGUUGAUCUGCAGUCCGUGGAGGAUGUUGUAGAAUAUCAAAGUGAUCAAGAGGAUCCUGCUGCCAAUUCUCUACCUGAAGACGAGCAUGCUGGGAGGCCGGAGGAGGAAGAUGAUGAGGCAUCAGAGCAGCUGGAACCGGACUUGGGACACAUCAGUCGGAGGGCUCAUCGCUCUGAGGGUGGACUCACUAUGCCUGUCAUAGUAGCAGGGGGAGACACAGAGGCAGGAUGGUCUGAUGGCAAGUCCAAAGCCCACAGCAGCCUGGACAUGGGAAGCCAUGAGAGCGGUCCGCUUCAUGUUGGGGUCACUGACUUGCCCGAGUCCUCAACCCAACGAUGGACAAAUGCUACUUACACUGAGGUUGAUGCUGAUAAAGAGAACUCCUUCAAUCUUCCGGAGGUGACGCAUGAUAUUGAAGAUGGUGGACACCUGAAUGUCGAUUCACCUGAAGAAGCUGCUGCUCAGGACCCAGCUGAGCAGGUGGAGGAGGAGGAAGAGGAUGAUGAAGAGGAUGAAGAGGAUGAUGAAGACAGUGAUGAGAUCCCCAGCAAGACCCCUGCAUUUGUCAAACAGAAAAUACACUUUUUCCAGCGCAAUGCUCUGGCCUCACCUUCUGUUUUUAAGAAUAUUCAAGCCAGCAGUAGCACAGGUGAAGGUCCUUCAGCUAAACAGAAGCAGGUGAGAAAGAGGAGGAAAGGGCCGGCUAAAAAGGAAACAGACCUUCCUAAAAGCUACCUGAUGGGCGUGUUCAAGCACUUCGCCAAAACCAAUGUCUCUGCCGAUGUUUACCCUGUCCUAAAAGAAAUAAUGGAUAAAUACUUUGACCGUCUGGCAGAGGACUUGGAGACGUAUGCUGGUCAUGCAAAGAGAAAAACCAUCGAGUUUGAAGAUGCUGAACUUCUGUUGAAAAGGCAGGGUUAUGUGAAUGACAAGGUGCCAGUGGAAGUGCUCAUUGAAAAAUAUCUCCGUAUGGACCAACGGAAGCUCCUGAUCCCCAUCGCAACCAGUGGAAAUGUUGUUAUCCCUAAAAAGCGGAGAUGAAUUUGUUAUAUUCAGCAUGUUUUUUUUUGUGGUGUCCUCUCUUGACUGCUACAUAUCUUACUUACACUGCAUUUGAUUUGGACAUGUGAUGUCUCUGUUUUAUGUUGUUAAUCAGAACAUAAAGGCUUCUGUAAAUGUGUAAAUAUUUGUUGACAAAAAAAACGAGUAUGUAAUUGACUCAUUUAUCCUGUGUGCAGGCUUAA
This is a messenger RNA of Anarrhichthys ocellatus (wolf-eel), 3829 nucleotides long. RefSeq names its product centromere protein T (gene cenpt). The coding region runs from base 789 to 3626 and encodes 945 amino acids. Gene Ontology annotation, molecular function: DNA binding; protein heterodimerization activity. NCBI's taxonomy places the organism in Eukaryota, Metazoa, Chordata, Actinopteri, Perciformes, Anarhichadidae. Gene Ontology annotation, biological process: chromosome segregation; mitotic cell cycle; kinetochore assembly. The transcript has 13 exons. Gene Ontology annotation, cellular component: kinetochore. The record is from RefSeq and is a predicted model, not a curated record.